AUGGAACUGGAAAGUAUGGCAAGUGAUAGGGACCCUUUGUUGGGCUCUCAAGAGUCUAUUCAAUCAUUCCGAGGGGAACCGCAAGUUGAUGAACUUGAUGAUGUACAAUCCAAAUACACGGAUGAUGAUGCAGAUAGCAUUUUCAUUCGAGGCCACAGAUUCUCUAAAAAGAGAUUUUGGUGGUCCUGUUUUUUGGGUAUCAUCGCUAUAAUUAUUCUACAUUUGUCCUUUUUACCAAGGACGUCUUUCAGUAGGGAUUUUAGAAGAUGGCAUGGUUUACAUUUGACAAAGAGUGAUGUAAAGAGAAGCUUCUUAGUUUUCAGUGGCAUAGGUGCUCAUGAUAAUUAUGGAUCUAAUGAAGAUCACAUAAAUUGGUGGUUGACAAAUAUUACGGAUUUUAAUUCAAAGAGUCCAGUAAAUCUCUUAGCAGACGAUAAUUUGCCUCUUGUUUCUUAUGUGAAGAAGUCAUUUAAGUCUAUGGGCUUUGAGCCAGAGGAAUUUACUUAUGAUGCGCCAGAUUUGAAAAAACCUAUUAGUCUGUCCUUAAAGCUACUCGAUUCUGAGGAAGGCACUAUUUUGUACGCUUCAGAUUUGUUAGAGCCGAAAUUUUCUACUCCAGCCUUUAGCUCCCUUGGAUAUAAUGGCACUGCGAAGGGUGCAUUCGUCUUUAUAAAUGAAGGAACAAACGGGGACUACGAGCUUUUGAAAUCCAAUGGAAUUAACCCAAAGGACAAAAUAGUCAUCAGUAAAUCUGAUGGCAAAGAUAGUGGGCUCACUCUUGCCGAAAAAUUGAUAAUUGCGAAAAGGCAAGGUGCCAAGGCAUUGGUGAACUACUACGAUUUAAAAGGAAAGGAUAAUCAAGGGAGCAAAAGUAAUCUUGAGCACGCAAUUAUCAGGGAGUCGGCUGGGUAUGGUCAACUUAACGACCUUACUUUAACUGACAUUUUGUGUAUUCCAGUAAAUUUGAAGACUAUAAAGGUUAUUUUGGACACCUUAUCAAUAAAUCCUAGAGAUGAUGCAUUUAAGGAUUGGGACUAUUAUCCAGAGGGGGAUGGCACUUUAAUCUUAGACCUAAGCUGCCUGUUUGAACAAAAACCGAAGUCAAGAAGAUUGAGUAAUAUUGUUGGUUCUAUUCAUGGCGUUCUCAAAGACGGUGAUGUUGUUAUUGGUGCAAGGAGAGACAGCUUUACAUCCUCAAAUCCUUUGAGUGGGCAUGCGGUAAUGUUGGAAAUAAUGAGACAUAUGAAGAAAUUGAGAAAAAUUGGUUGGAAACCAUUAAGAACGAUUAAAUUCGUUUCCUGGGAUGCUUCUAGUAGUGGCUUGAUAGGUUCUCAGAAGUUUACUAAUGAUAUAUCCUCGUUCAAUCCUAAUCACCCAAUUUUAUGUUAUAUUAAUAUUGAUGGUGAUGCAGUCACAGGAAGUAAAUUCAAAGUAGACUCAAAUCCUUCUUUUAACCAUCUUUUGAAGGAUAUUUCGAAAUACAUUGUUCUACCAAAAAAAUCUAAUCCAUAUGAGGACAUUCCUGGAACUUUACCUGGUGAUAUUGAUGAUGAUAACCUAAUGACCUUGUACAGAUAUUGGUCCAAUCAAGAUAAUCGCAGUAUUAAUAAUAUUCUUGGUGAACAGAUAGCCGACAAAGAUGCUUUGGUCUUUCAAACGCAUUUAGGAGUUCCAAUCGUAAACGUUAAAUUUGAAAAUAAUCCAAGUAAGGACACCUCAUUAUAUAUUCCUGGGUCAAACUACUAUUCCUAUAACUGGCUUAUGAAAAGAGAUAUAGAUAACAAAUUGGGAUAUCACAGUACCUUGGUAAGGUUUCUUGGAUUAUUGAUGAUAACAUUUAGUGAACAUGAGGUUGCUCAUAUCAAGACAGAAUCAUAUUUUAAAACAAUCCUUGACCUUUUUAAGGAAUCUAUUGACAGUAAUUCUGAUAAAUUAAAAGCUUGGUCGGAUAGAGAUGUUCCUACUGAACUCAUAAGCAAAUUUUAUUUGUAUUCUGAUUUAAAAGAAGAACUUGGAGAUGGCUCAGUUUUCACGUUUGGCGAUGUCCUCAAUAGGUUACAGGGCUUAUUGAAUGAAACAAUUAUCCUGUCAGUGAUUUACGAUAAUUAUGCCGUGGAAGUCGAAGAAUCUUUGAUUCAAGAUUUCGCUUGGUAUAAAUAUUAUAAAAAGCUAAAGAUCUAUGCUCAAUUCAAGGUCUCUAAUUAUAAAUUACUUCAUUUUGAGAAGGGAUUUCAAUUAGCUACGAAAGAUUACGACUAUCUAAACCUUGAUCCUAAAAAAACCUUUUUCAACCACAUAAUAUUUGGUGUCGCAAAGUUUUCUCCAAAGCUUGCCACCGGUAAUAAAAUAGAAAGAUUCAAACAAAGUGCUUUUGCUCCGUUCCAAGAUUCAAUCAGGGAAAAUGAUUUUGCAAUGGCGACUAAGUGGUUAGUUGUCAUUUAUGAAAAAUUACGAAAUUUGAAUAAGCGUUUGGCCUGA
Priceomyces carsonii is the source of this 2478-nucleotide messenger RNA. RefSeq lists its product as uncharacterized. Gene Ontology annotation, molecular function: carboxypeptidase activity. The coding region runs from base 1 to 2478 and encodes 825 amino acids. NCBI's taxonomy places the organism in Eukaryota, Fungi, Ascomycota, Pichiomycetes, Serinales, Debaryomycetaceae. The transcript has a single exon. The record is from RefSeq and is a predicted model, not a curated record.